AUGUCAGUUAAGCCCAUUGAUACAUUUAUAGUGAAUGGUAUAAGAUUAUUCGAAAUAAAUCCAUCACAAUCGACAAUUUCCAUAACAUAUAAUCCAAAAAAUGGCAAGAAAGAGAAAAGUUCAAAUGUUUCAUUCAAGAUUCAUAACCCUCAUUUGAACACAAACUACAAAUUUAGGACAAAUAAAAGUAAAGACGUCUCAAAGCUACUGAACUCAUUGGGCCCAAGAGGUGUCACUAUUAUCCCAAAGAGGAAAAUAACCAAAAAACUGUUGCAUGCUGAUAAAACAAGCAAGAAGAUUAAAACUAUCAACACUGUUGGUCUAAGUGCUUUUAUGGCUAAUACUAAAGUUAAAGAAUAUAUUCCUGAAACAAAAGCUGCACCAGCAACCACUAAUUUGUCUAAGAAAAAGAAAAGCAAGAGCAGGAAUAAGAAGAAACAUUAA
Molecule: messenger RNA, 444 nt
Organism: Kazachstania africana CBS 2517
Lineage: Eukaryota; Fungi; Ascomycota; Saccharomycetes; Saccharomycetales; Saccharomycetaceae
Gene: SRP21
Product: signal recognition particle subunit SRP21
Exons: 1
Coding region: 1-444 (147 amino acids)
Source: RefSeq, a predicted model, not a curated record